Metschnikowia bicuspidata var. bicuspidata NRRL YB-4993 is the source of this 327-nucleotide messenger RNA. RefSeq lists its product as uncharacterized. Bases 1 to 327 code for a protein of 108 amino acids. The record is from RefSeq and is a predicted model, not a curated record. The transcript has a single exon. Gene Ontology annotation, cellular component: mitochondrial intermembrane space. Lineage: Eukaryota; Fungi; Ascomycota; Pichiomycetes; Serinales; Metschnikowiaceae. Gene Ontology annotation, biological process: protein import into mitochondrial intermembrane space. Gene Ontology annotation, molecular function: zinc ion binding.
AUGCCGGAGAUUUACGGCUCCAUAGUAGACGACAAGACACGCUGUGCACACUACCAACUGAGGUUAGAUAUCAUAGCCCUCAGAUUCAGGUGCUGCGACAAGUAUUACCCAUGCUACCAGUGCCACGAGGAAACGAGUGGGCAUGAAAUCCAGAGAUGGCUGCGCAGCGAAUUGGAUGCCGGAAAGCCGGUGGUGUGCUGUGGUGAGUGCAAGGCAGAACUAACAUUUAGUCAAUACAGUGGGGGCGGUGCCAGGUGCGUGGGAUGCGGGGCACGGUUCAACCCGAAAUGUGCGCUCCACUAUGAUAUAUACUUUGACCUCAGCUGA